AUAUGAGUCGCAGUACAGAGAAGAAUGAACUUUAUUAGCUAGCUGGCACUCCAGUCUGGCAGGUCGGUUGUAUCAAUAUUUGACAUCACAUGAGAAACAAACAACAUCAGGUGACAGCUGAGACAAUGGACCUUGAGUUUUAAUCCUGCUAUUCUAGCUAGCUACUCAGAGCGUUUGUCCCAUUGAACAUUAGCAAGCGGACGAACGUUAGCAAGCGGACUAACGUUAGCUUGCCAGCCCACCCCAAAAGAAACAUGCCCCCAUUAAAAUUCUGCGCGAAUCUUUCGUGGUUGUUUACGGAUCUGCCAGAGUUUACCCAGAGAAUCUAUGCUGCUGCAUCGGCUGGGUUUCAGGCUGUGGAGGCGGCAUGGCUGUAUGACUCUGACUUACAGGAGCUCCAGAGAGUCAAGAAUGCUACUGGGGUUGAUGUGGUGCUGAUUAACACCCCCCUUGGAGAUGCUAAGGCAGGUGAUCUUGGUCUGGGUGCUGUUCCUGGCAGAGAGGAGGACUUCAGAAAGGGUCUGGAUCUGGCCAUGCAGUACGCCAAGGCUCUGGACUGCAGGAGGAUCCACUUGAUGGCUGGGAGGGUACCUGUGGGGGCGGACCGAGCUACCAUUGCCGUGGAAAUGGAGGACACCUUUGUACAAAACCUAAAACAUGCUGCCGAUGUCCUCUCAAAUGAGGGCAUCACUGGCCUGAUUGAGCCCAUCAACACACGGAUAACAGAUCCCAGAUAUUUCCUGGACAGUCCACAUCAGGCGGCUGCAAUCCUGCAGAAAGUUGGCCACCCAAAUAUUAAACUACAGAUGGAUGUCUUCCACUGGCAGAUAAUGGACAACAACUUGACACAGAACAUACACAAAUAUUUCCCUCUCAUCGGUCACAUCCAGAUAGCCCAGGUGCCCGGCAGGAACGAGCCGGACAGUGCAGGAGAACUUAACUUCCCAUAUCUCUUCAGUCUACUGGAGGAGAUGGGUUACCAGGGAUACAUCGGCUGUGAAUACAAACCACUAGGCUCUACAAAUGAAGGUCUUGGUUGGGUGAAAGAUUACUUGAAGCGCAACAGGUGAUGGCUGAGAGGACCAUGCAUGCAAACGUUUGCCAGUACCAGCCUUUCCAUAGAUGCAACAGUCAUCGCUGAUGAGUCUUAUUUCAACUCAGAUAAACAGUUCAUUAUUGUGAAAUGGGAUUAUUAAACAGCAGGCUAAACACUUGAUUGACAUAGCUCUUAUUGAUGUGGUGAGAAGCAGUAUGAUUAGAUCAUUUAUUUGCAAUUGUCUUUUUGUACAAUAAAGUCCUGUGUUGUACCCACA
Oncorhynchus gorbuscha (pink salmon) is the source of this 1313-nucleotide messenger RNA. It is a transcript of the gene hyi, whose product is annotated as hydroxypyruvate isomerase. NCBI's taxonomy places the organism in Eukaryota, Metazoa, Chordata, Actinopteri, Salmoniformes, Salmonidae. Gene Ontology annotation, molecular function: hydroxypyruvate isomerase activity. Gene Ontology annotation, biological process: glyoxylate metabolic process. The transcript has 8 exons. Bases 255 to 1070 code for a protein of 271 amino acids. The record is from RefSeq and is a predicted model, not a curated record.